Messenger RNA from Staurois parvus, 379 nucleotides. The record is from the annotation of a GenBank genome assembly. Lineage: Eukaryota; Metazoa; Chordata; Amphibia; Anura; Ranidae.
UCAUGUGAUCAGCUGUGUCCAAUCACAGCUGAUCACAGCUCGAGAGGAGAGCCGGUAAUCGGCUUUCCGCGGAGAGGACAUGUACACUGAUCAUCAGGGCACUGAUGAUCUGUGUGCCCUGAUGAUCAGUGUAGCCCCAGCAGCGCCACCUGUCAGUGUCCAUCAGUGCCUUGUGCCAGUGCUCAUCAGUGCCUCAUGCCAGUGCCCAUCAGUGCCACAUCAAUGCCACAUAUCAGUGCCUACCAGUGCAACAUCAAUGCCACAUAUCAAUGCCCAUCUGAGCUGCCUUUCAGUGUCACCCAUCAGUGCCAGUCAGUGCCACCUAUCAGUGCUGCCUAUCAGUGCCAUGUAUCAGUGCCAUGUAUCAGUGAUGUCUUUA